Messenger RNA from Miscanthus lutarioriparius, 1368 nucleotides. NCBI's taxonomy places the organism in Eukaryota, Viridiplantae, Streptophyta, Magnoliopsida, Poales, Poaceae. The record is from the annotation of a GenBank genome assembly.
AUGUUCUACCUAGUUGUUAUGUAUUUGGAUCAUGUUGAUUUCUCCCAUCGUCAAGUAUAUGAUUCUUUUCCUCGAAUUGAAGUUUGGAAGCAUAACUUGAUCAGACAUUUUUCUGAUCCUGAUCUAAAAUCUCCUUCUGUUUAUGGUAUGAGGCCUCUUCUUGAUUUCCAGAAGACAUGCUAUUUCAAGGCUGUUACUGCUCAGCUAGGUGCUGAGCCAUCUGAUGAUCUUCCUCUCUUGUCUAAACUUGAAGAAGUUUGUGGUUGUGAUGUACCUGAUAUUUUGAAAGCUAGUGUGGUUUCUUUGAUUGAAGAUCAUUGCAAGAGUUGUGUUUCUCCAAUUCCCGAUGAUCUGUUAAAGUCAAGGGAUUUAGUUCUUAAAGUGUUGAAGUUGUUUGUUGAUUAUGAUAACUCUUCUGAUCAUCCUGUUGCUUCUCCUAUGAAACCUACUUCAUCAGAUCCUGAUAAUGUUGUUGUUGGAAGUCAUGUUUUUCAGUCUAAUGUUGAUAAAGUUGUUGGAGGUUCUUCUUCUGCUAAGGAUCCUACUGUUUCUUCUUCUGUUCUGAAGAAAGUUAGGUUGUCUUCAGAUGUUCCUAGAAAAGAUAUUUCUCAGCCAUAUGAUGUUUCUUCUAAAAGUGUUCGUCGAGGUGAUGAUGUUCCUAAAGGUUCUCACCAAACUGUUCAUUCUCAUCCUGUUGGUGAUGUUAUUCCUGUUGGCAAAGAUAAUGAUACUGAUUCUGAAGUUGAUAUAGUUCUGUCUGCAGAUCAUUACAUUGGAGCUACUAUAGUUAUGCAGACUCUCCCAUUUUCUGAUGAUGAGUCUCCUCUCCUAACUCCUAAUUUGUCGAAGAAGUUGCGUCCUAAGCCUCAGUUGCAUUCUUCCUCUAAGCCUGGUUGUUCUGUUGCUGCUCCUGUUAUUUUAUCUUCUCCUGAAGUUGCUAUUGUGGGUUCGAUGUCUUUAUCUCAGAAGCUCAGGUCGAUGGGCAAGAAAUCAGAAGUUGUUUAUAAUUCAAAGUUACAGAAUUCAAGUUCUGGUUUACUCACUUCUAAAAAAUCUUUAUCCAAGAUUCAUGGUUAUCCUUCUGUUUCUCCCAACCAAUUUGCUGGAUCUUCUGGUAAAUCUGAUUCCAAGGUGUCAAAUUCUUCUACUGGUGGGAAGGUUCCUCUUCAUGGUCCUAGGAGGAAUGUAAAGCCCAAUCGUUUCUAUAGUGACGAGUUUGAGAUUGAAAGGGGUAAAUUCAAAGUGAACGAUUCUCAGAUUAAGAAUUACAAGGCUAUUUGUAAUCUGACUAUGUCUCCUAAUAGUGGUGAUGAUGCUAUUUUUUUGGUGGAGUUCGGUGCACUUUUUGGUCUCUUGGAGAAUCUAUGA